Molecule: messenger RNA, 3428 nt
Organism: Cricetulus griseus (Chinese hamster)
Lineage: Eukaryota; Metazoa; Chordata; Mammalia; Rodentia; Cricetidae
Source: RefSeq, a predicted model, not a curated record
GCAUUUUUUCCCCACGAAAAAAAAAUAAUUGGCUACUUCUGUAAAAGUGGGGCUGACCUUCUUGAAAGGAUGCUGGACUUUCAAGGAAGACAGAAGGGGUUUCUGGGGGGGUUUGAGAACAGGUUUAACUGGGGCACCGGGAGCAAGGCGCUGGGGGCUUGAAGAUGCCCUCAGCCUGACAUCGCUGCACCUUCUCCAUUGGUUCCGGGGCUCUGGGUCUACCCAGCUCCCUGUCCCAGUUUUUCUCUUUGAAGACGACUAUUUUGAGCUUUACCUGGACAGAGCUUUGUUUAGCCAUUUCCUCCCUGGAGCUUUGACACCCACCUGACACCUUCCCAUCCCCCCUCUGACCUGCCAGGGGGGAAAAAGGGGUUGUCAAAGGAAGGAUCCAGUGUUCAGGGACAUGUGCGGUAGAGUAUGAAAGGGGGGAAGGGCAUUGGCCCCACAGGAAGACCCUUUGGCACUGGUGGGUAUACCAGACUGGGAGGGAGGUGGCAAAGGAUAGGGCAAGCAGGACUUCUAGAGCAGACCUGCCAGGAAAGCUGCAGGGCAGGGAGCGCUCCCACCUCCCAGGAGACAAAACGACAGAGGGUUUUGCUUGCCUUUGUUUGCUUGCUUCCUCCAGCACUCAUGCCUUGCCUCUUCUGUUUUUGCAAAAGGGGUCAGAGGCGGGAAACAGAUCCGCUGUAAAGAUGCCUUUGUGUAAGAGGGAAAGCUAGUAGAAAAGAACACUGAAUCUGAAAUUUAAAAAACCCUCUGUUUAGGGCUUACUGUAGUGCUCCGUGGAUGACCUUGAGCCAAAACGUGUACCCCUUGUUUAAGCACUAGCUUUCUCAUCAAUAAAAUGGGAGAGGGCUUAUCUAUGUCUAAAACAGCUCUGUAAAAAAGAAUGGACGAGGCACCUGGCAGGCAUAGUUUUCACCACUACAGAUGGGCCCCUUCUCUCCUCCCUAUCCUCACCAAGUAACACAUGGGACAUCUCUGUGAGGACCAGAAAAGUACCCCUCUGGAAGGAGGCAGUGUUCAGCUGGACUUGAGGUCUUCAUUGUGAGAAUUAAAGGGCAGUGUAUUUUACUCCAGCAGCUAGGCAAAUAGAAUGCAGGCUAGAAUCCAAUCCUCAGGUGAGCAGCCAGGAGUGGGACACAGCUGCGGAGCUGCCCCUGGCAGCUCUUCUCAGCAGGCCCCUGGCAUCCAUUAGACACACAAGGCUACACACACACUCCCAGGGUACUUCCCAGAAAAGCUCAUGUCCCAAGCUGUCUCCAGCCUCUCUCCUGAUUGUCUCCACUUCGGAGCCUUGGGUGUUCAAGCCUCAAAGCCUCUGCCCUACUUCAGAGCAUUAUGGAACCCCACCAUCAGCAUGACUCCAGGAAUCGGAUAAUGCCUUCACCAAGCAUUUACUGAGGCUCUACCCCUUAUGUCAAGAACUUGAUCAGAUCACUUUUCCCAGUGGUAAGAACAGAAGCGUAUGGACGCCGGGGUAGGUCUGUCUCUAUACAGACCUUGUUCACAAUUGCUGUCUGGGUAUGUUACCACAAGCUUCUGUGAGGCCCUCCAUUAUGCAUGCCAUUUACUCAGAGAGUUUUUAAAAACUGCCUACAGUGACUGGGGUGUGAUUCAGUGUCACAGUGCUUGUGGUUAAUUCCCCAAGACUGGUGUCCAGAUCUAAGCCUGCCUACUCCAGUCUACCACCACCACCACCAAUGAAGCUGAUGACAUCACCAUCCUGCCAAAGGCCUGCCAGAAUUUUACUUUGUUCUCCCUAUCCUUAGCAGCUGUGGUUUGCUACUUCCCAAGGAGCUAACCUCCAAGCACAAAGGCACAGAAGGAGUUAUUAUAGACCUUAAAAUUAAAACAAAAUUAUGUAUAUGGGUGUUUUGCUUGCAUGUAUGUCUGUGUACCCUCUAUGUGUGUGCUGCCAAUUGGAGGUCAGAAGAGGCAGAAGAUCUAGAGUUGCAGAUGGCUGCAAGUUGCCUUGUAGUGCUGGGAAAUUAAAUUUGGGUCCUCUAGAAUGGCAGCUAACACUCUGAGCCAUCUCUCCGGUCCCUUGUUAUCCCCAUUGUUUUCAUAGGGAAGACACUAACUCAAAGUCUCUCGCCAGACCUCCUCAGUGCAGGAAGGGCCCCAGGGGAGUCCGGAGAUCCUGUGGGACUCUUGAGUAGGUCAGAGGCCAGGAGAGGGGUUAGAGAGCAGCACUCUCCAUUCAUUCCCAGAUAAGACUUAAAACGUUGCCAUGGUGGAAACUGAUACAAGGAGCCAGUGUUUAUUGUGAAGGGCAGGCCAAGGACCAGAGAAAAACUACAGGAAAAUGAAGUGGCAAGGAAGUGUUGGCUGUUGGAAACAGACCUCCUUAACACCCAGAGAAGGAGGAGGGAGGGGUUAGGUGAGAGGUGUAGGCCUCAUUAACCAGAACAUUUUAACAAGUCUGCAGCAUGUGUACCAGGUCUUAUCUGCAAAAGGAUUCUCAUGCUUAAAAUCAAAAGUUCGGAGAAGUACUGGCCUAAUCCAAUGGUAUGAACUCUAGAUCAGCUAAUCAGACUACUAAGGAUACUAUUAGACAUGCAAACUCUCAGGCCGCCUCCCAGGCUUAUGGAAUAAAUCGACUGGGUUGUGUGUGUGUGUGUGUGUGUGUGUGUGUGUGUGUGUGUGUUUGAGACGGUGACAAGUAUGGGUGCUGUAAUAAGCCCUCCAGGCGACACUAAGUGAGACAUACUGGCCUAGUGAAGGAAAACGUAGUCAUGGGUCAAGAGCAAGGCUAGGAAGAGAAAUUACAGGUGAAAGCAGCCGCUGUCCAACCCUCCUCCCCUGCUUGGGUCUUCUCUCCCCUCCCAGGUGCCAUGCUGCUGCUCCUGCUGGGCUUGCUAAGCCCGGUGGCCUGCGGGGCACUGGGCCCCGCUGGCCCUGGCUCCUCAGAGCUGCGGUCAGCAUUCUCGGCGGCUCGCACCACCCCGCUGGAGGGCACGUCGGAAAUGGCGGUGACCUUCGACAAGUUUUCCUUCACGCUGGGCAAGCUGCCGCGCAAGACGCUGUCGGUGAAGCUGAUGAAGAACCGGGACGAGGUGCAGGCCAUGAUUUACGACGACGGCGCCUCGAGGCGCCGCGAGAUGCAGAGCCAGAGCGUGAUGCUGGCGCUGCGGCGCGGUGACGCCGUCUGGCUGCUCAGCCACGACCAUGAUGGCUAUGGCGCCUACAGCAACCACGGCAAGUACAUCACCUUCUCAGGCUUCCUGGUGUACCCCGACCUGGCCGCCGCCGGCCCUCCGGCCCUCAAGCCCCCCGAGCUCUGAGCCUCUGCUUGGAGGAACCCGGGAAGGCCGUGGGGCGUGCAUGCCGAGCCGGGACCACGGCCCGAAUGCCCCACCGGCCUGAGCAUAACAGCCUGCCCAACGCGCCUGAACUCUGUCAAUAAAGUGGACCUGCCUCUGUCA